This is a messenger RNA of Raphanus sativus (radish), 1596 nucleotides long. RefSeq lists its product as uncharacterized. The record is from RefSeq and is a predicted model, not a curated record. Gene Ontology annotation, cellular component: cytoplasm. Gene Ontology annotation, molecular function: aminoacylase activity. The transcript has 4 exons. The coding region runs from base 56 to 1369 and encodes 437 amino acids. Gene Ontology annotation, biological process: amino acid metabolic process. Lineage: Eukaryota; Viridiplantae; Streptophyta; Magnoliopsida; Brassicales; Brassicaceae.
UGCUCUUCUUCUUCCUCCCUUUGUCUUUGGAGAUCACACUUACAACUCUAAACCCAUGGCGACUCCUUUUCUCCGGACUCUCUUCCUCUUCUCCGUUAUCUUCUUCCUCCAAUCCCACGGGGAAGAAGAAGACACUCCAGUCACUCGAUUCCAGCAAUACCUUCGAUUCAAAACUGCUCAUCCAAACCCAAACUACACGCCACCCAUCUCUUUUCUCGUUGACCAAGCCCAAUCAAUCGGCCUAACUACCCGAACCAUCGAAUACGUAUCAGGAAAGCCACUUCUUGUCGUAACAUGGCUCGGCUCAAACCCUAAACUCCCUUCGAUUCUCUUCAACUCCCAUCUCGACUCCGUACCCGCCGAGGCUGACAAGUGGAUUCAUCCUCCCUUCUCUGCUCACCGAACCGUCGAUGGCCUUAUAUACGCUCGCGGCGCGCAGGACGAUAAGUGCAUCGGAGUUCAGUAUCUUGAAUCGAUCAGAAACUUAAAAUCAAGAGGCUUCUCUCCUCUCCGUACCGUUCACAUCUCUUACGUCCCUGAAGAAGAGAUCGGAGGAUUCGACGGGAUGGCGAAGUUCGCGGCCUCGUCGGAUUUCGCGGAGCUGAACGUUGGCUUCGCGAUGGACGAAGGGCAAGCGAAUCCGGGGGAUGAGUUUAGGGUUUUCUUCGCUGAUCGGACUCCGUGGGAGCUGGUGAUCAGAGCUGAAGGCAUCCCGGGCCACGGUGCUAAGCUUUAUGACAAUGGAGCUAUGGAGAAUCUGAUGAAGAGUGUUGAGUUGAUCUCCAAGUUCAGAGAGACGCAGUUCGAUUUCGUCAAAGCUGGGAGAGCUGCGAAUUCGGAAGUUAUCUCUGUGAAUCCAGUUUAUCUCAAAGCUGGAACUCCUUCCAACAAUGGAUUUGUGAUGAAUAUGCAGCCUUCUGAGGCAGAAGCUGGGUAUGAUCUAAGGUUGCCUCCAAUGGCUGAUCCUGAUGUUAUGAAGAAAAGGAUUGCUGAGGAAUGGGCUCCUUCUAUUAGGAACAUGACCUACACGAUAAAAGAGAAGGGGAAGUUAAGAGACCAUUUAGGACGACCGAUAAUGACUGCAACUAAUGGUUCGAAUCCUUGGUGGUCUGUCUUCCAGCAAGCUGUUGAAGCAACUGGAGGAAAACUCGCAAAGCCUGAAAUCUUGGCUUCAACCACAGAUGCACGCUAUAUUCGCACUUUGGGAAUUCCACUUCUGGGUUUCUCACCAAUGAUCAAUACUCCUAUUUUAUUGCAUGACCAUAACGAGUUUCUUAAAGAUUCCGUGUUCUUGAAAGGAAUAGAAGUAUAUGAAUCGGUUAUCAGCGCUUUAAGUUCCUUUGAGGGAGUAUCUGAUCAAGUGAUCUGAAAGCAUGUUUCUGUGCGAGCAUUUGUGACAGGUCGCUUGAAGAUGAUCAAGGCUCACACAUUGCUAUGACCAAGAAGUGUAUCUUGCUGUUUUACUCAUUUUCAUGUAAAGCUAUUGCUUUUGAUAUACAUUCGAGUCCUGUGACCCUGAGUGGCUGGUAAUAAUAAUCUGUAUGUAUCUGACAUUUGAUUGGUAUGCAUAUAAAAUCUCAAACUCUGAAGGAGAAA